Trichophyton benhamiae CBS 112371 is the source of this 2538-nucleotide messenger RNA. RefSeq lists its product as uncharacterized. The coding region runs from base 1 to 2538 and encodes 845 amino acids. The transcript is spliced from 2 exons. Lineage: Eukaryota; Fungi; Ascomycota; Eurotiomycetes; Onygenales; Arthrodermataceae. The record is from RefSeq and is a predicted model, not a curated record.
AUGCCGAUAUUUCAGGAUCCAGAGGCCCAGGGCCGGGAGUAUAGCUGCUGGUCUCCUGCCCUGCCUCUACGCCGUCCUACAACUCCGCAGCAGCAGCAGCGGCAGCAGCAUCUCCAGCACCAGCAAGACCAUGAACAGCCGGAGCUGGCAGACGAGGAAGACGAGAUGAUGCUAGAGCAGUCCUCUGCUGACCAGAACAUGGAGUCCGCCUGUCAUGGCCCCCCGACCAGUAGCCGUGAGGAGCUCAUCCGCAGAAUCAAGGACGGCCAGAGCCCUACCUGGAUCCCCAACCGUGCUCAGCCUCGGAGCGUUUGGGUGAUGUUCUGGAGUUUUCAUACAUCCCCCCUCCCCCUUGACUACCGUUUUGAUAUCACCCGUAUUUUCCUACUUAUUGCUAACACACUACUAAAACAGCUCGAAGAAUACUUUGCUACGCAUGGUGACUCUCCGCUCGAGAGGCUGGAGGAAAAGAAGCGGAAUGGCUCGCCUUUGCUGCCGUCCGUAGAGCUUGAACGGUCCCCGGACCAGGAGGCCCCCAGCUACAGGUCCUGUGGCUCUCCCGUCAGCAUUGAGCGGCCCAGGUCGGCCCUUCAUUCGGGAGAUUUCCGCGAAGGAUCUCCCAAACUGCUUGGAAUCGAGCAGCUGGCUGAGCCGUCUUCUUGCGUUGCUUCUUCCUCUUCUUCUUACCAGGAGCCAGGAUGGGUAGACUCGAACAUCGAGAUCCCUCCUGCACCGCUGGACCCCUUUGCCAGUCUCAACUUCGGCCACCGCCAGGCCCUGGCCUCUCUCACGGGGAGAUCCAGAGCCCCUUCUCUCGGCUCUGUCCCCUCAAGUUACGUCCUCAAGGCUCCCACAAGCCCGCUGGUCAUCCAGGCAAACAACCCGGACCUAGACUUCUCCGUCAAGGAUGAACAUAUGGACAUAUGUUCAACCAGCUCGGAAAAGGCCAACAGACGACGGACUCUGCCGCCAGAGACGUUUCGGAAUUUUCCUUCUUCUUCUUCUUCUUCUUCCUCUUACUACCAGGCUCACCAGCCCCGGAGAUCUAUCACUUCCAUGCGGAGCUUGCAGAUGGCCUCGUCUCCCCAGGGAGCAGGACAUGAUUUUCUUCGUCCCAGACGGCCCUCUCAGUCUGCAGAGGCAUCUCCCUUACACCAUGCUUCCAUGGUUGGAUCGUUUGAAGAGUCUAUCCUCAGAGGCAGGAUGUCGACCAACCCAUCUAAACCACUGGAUUUCACCGCCGAAAUAGGCGUCCUUGGAAAGGGCAAUUGCAAGUCGAACCUGAGGUGUCCACCACACGUUAUGGUCCCCUUCCCAGCAGUCUUCUACAGCUACUCAGGCUCGGCCAGCGGUAAGAACAUAGCAGACGACAGUCCAAGUCCAUACGUUGGCUUUAUCGACCUUGAAAACUCCCUCCCGGCUGAAAGCAGACCUGCUACCAAAAAGCCAAAGAAGCAGGUUGCUCCUCGAAAGUGUCCCUGUCACCCUCCUGAAGAGAUCCCUUCUUCAGACAUAUCCCUCUCGCCACGCGGUGAGCUCAGAGCCAGAGAAAAGCGAUCUCGCCGCUCACAAUCCCCAAAGUCGCCGCCAGGAGGCUGCUAUCGCAUCCCACAGCAGGGACAGCUACAGAUCAUCAUCAAGAACCCAAACAAGACGGCCGUCAAGCUAUUCCUCGUGCCAUAUGACCUAGAGGGCAUGGAACCAGGAACCAAAACCUUCAUCAGACAACGCAGCUAUUCCACUGGUCCAGCCGUGGACAUACCACAGGCUAGCACCGCCACCCCUGAUCCCCAGGAUAAACCCGUCCUUCGCUACCUGAUACACAUCAACAUCUGCUGUCCCUCCCGGGGCCGUUUCUACCUAUACUCCGGCAUCCGUGCUGUCUUCGCAAACCGCGUGCCAGAUGGCAAGGAGAAACUACGUAACGAAUUACAGUACCCCGAGCCACGAUUCAGCACGUACAAAUUAUCCAAGGAAUCAGCCAGAUUCGCUGCCGAGAAGGCCCAACAGCACCGCCGUCGUAGCUCUGGUAUCAAACUAGGCAACCGAGAUAGGGAGCAGAUCAUUCCCACUUCCUCCUCGUCAUUUACUUCCCAAUCUCCCCAGCCUACUUCUGCAUUUCAACUGCGUCCCCCAUCCCUGCACGCCCAGAUGUCUGACCCUCUGAACCUGCGAGUUGACCAUGGGCGUGCAAAGGACCAGGGGAAUCCAUUCCCAAGCCCACUAUACAUGUCUCCCACGGCAUGGCAUAUGCGGCCUACCGCAGGCAUGCUAGAUACUUUUGACGGCAUAUCAGAUGCUCCUUCAACCUCUCCUCGAUCAAAAACGGCUCCCUUCACAUCCUUCACUCCCCGCCCAGCCCAGGACGUCCAGCAACAGCAACAGCAACAAGAACAGUCCAUACCUUUACCACCCAUACAAAAUCUCCAGCUCCCGCCCCUAUCAAACUCUAGACCUUCCAGCAGAUCAUCCAAUGCCGAAAGUCUGCUAUCUCUCAAACUACGGGAUCUGAACGAGUCAUCUCCUCCGUCUCCAUAA